AUGAACAAGACAUCUCACACCGACGAGCCCCUCGAGGGUGACGGCUACAACCAGAGCCCCAAUCCAAACUCCAACGACCUGACCACCAACGAGGACUUCAACGGUCUCGUCAACAGUCGGGUCAUGCGAGAAAGCGACUCCCAGGCACUGCCAAACGUGGCCUCGAACGUCCCAGGGCAAAUAGCCAGCGAUGCUCCUACCGAAAACGACGGUCGCGGCAGCACGCUGGGGCAGCGCGUCAGGAAGAUGCUCGCUACCUUUGGCUCCUUCGUCGGGCCAGGCUUUAUGAUUUCAGUUGCCUACAUUGACCCGGGCAAUUACUCGACCGACAUCGCCGCAGGAGCCUCGUACCGCUUCCGCCUGUUGUUCAUCGUCCUCCUCUCCAACCUGUUUGCCAUUUUCCUCCAGAGCCUAGCAAUCAAGCUCGGUACCGUCAGUGGUCUGAACCUCGCCGAGGCAUGUCGCGCGUUUCUCCCGCGAUGGCUCAACUACAUUCUGUAUGUCGUUGCCGAGGCUGCCAUCAUUGCCACAGAUAUAGCAGAGGUGAUUGGAUUUGCCAUUGCAUUGAACAUUCUGAUCCCCCAGGUACCGCUGGUCGCGGGAUGCGCCAUUUCCAUCAUCGACGUCAUGGUAAUCCUGUUCUUCUACCGCCCAGAAGGAUCCAUGAAGAGCCUACGGUACUUUGAAAUGUUUAUCAUGUUCUUGGUUGUCGCCGUGGUCGUUUGCUUUUGCGUCCAGCUGUCUCUGAUCCAUGCCACCACCCCCGGGGAAGUCUUCAAGGGUUAUCUUCCGUCAAACUCUCUUAUAGAAUCGGAAGCUAUCUACCAGGCGUGCGGAAUUCUCGGCGCAACAGUCAUGCCUCACAGUCUGUACUUAGGGUCGGGCAUUGUUCAACCCCGACUACGCGAAUACGAUGAGCGAAAUAGGCUCUUGCCUCGUCAGAUUACGUCGCGAUAUUCGGUUCUAGAUGAUGGUAUCGACAAAGGCUACUAUGUCCCAUCCUUGGGCGCAAUUAAGCACUCGCUCACGGUUUCGGUUUUUGAGUUGUCCAUUUCGCUCUUCACAUUCGCCCUCUUUGUCAACUCCGCCAUUCUCAUCGUUGCCGGUGCCUCGCUGUACAAUAAUCCAAAUGCCCUCGACGCCGACAUCUUUGGCAUUCACGAUUUGCUCUCCAAGUCUAUCUCGCCAGCGGCGGGUAUUAUAUUCGCUCUAGCAUUGCUCCUGUCGGGAGUCUCGGCGGGAAUCGUAUGCACGAUCGCCGGCCAGAUGGUCAGCGAGGGCGCGCUGAACUGGAAGAUCAAGCCAUGGAUGCGGCGCCUCAUAACCCGAAGCAUCAGCAUAACACCGAGCAUCAUCAUCGCAGGAGCCGUGGGUCGCUCUGGGCUCAAUGCAGCGCUCAAUGGGUCACAAGUGGCGCUGAGCAUCAUAUUGCCGUUUGUUACCGCGCCGCUCAUCUACUUUACUUGCCGCGAUAAAUACAUGACGGCUCACCCGGGCAGAGCGCGCUGGCGCAUGGUGGGCAAGGAUGACGAGAGCGAGGUGGACCAGGUCGUUGGAGACGGAGCCGAGCUCGAAUGUGAAGGUAUCAAGAUGACCAACUCGUGGUAUACAGCGAUUCUGGCCGUCUUGAUUUGGCUCUUCAUGUCAAUCAUGAACGUGGCUAACCUAGUGUUCCUAGGAAAGUAA
Messenger RNA from Talaromyces rugulosus, 1686 nucleotides. RefSeq lists its product as uncharacterized. NCBI's taxonomy places the organism in Eukaryota, Fungi, Ascomycota, Eurotiomycetes, Eurotiales, Trichocomaceae. The record is from RefSeq and is a predicted model, not a curated record. Gene Ontology annotation, biological process: iron ion transport; intracellular manganese ion homeostasis. The transcript is spliced from 4 exons. Gene Ontology annotation, molecular function: manganese ion transmembrane transporter activity; cadmium ion transmembrane transporter activity. Bases 1 to 1686 code for a protein of 561 amino acids. Gene Ontology annotation, cellular component: membrane.